AUGGCUACCGCCACUGAGACCGCUUUAUCCGUAGUCGAUCUACGGUCUUUUGAUACGGCCGAAAGCUUGGCGGCUGAGUUGAUGCGCGUCGGCAAGGACCCUGGCUUCUUUUAUGUUGUUGGUCACAAAUUGAGCGACGAGGGUGCAGCGGGCGUUUUUGCCUUGGCAGACGCCUUCUUCAGCUCCUCCUUGGACAAUAAAUUGGCUUACGCCAAUGGCAGCGGAGAUCUGGGUUACACGGGCAUGAGGGAGGAGGCAUUAUCCGGAGCCGGGCUCGGAGAUAUCAAGGAGUCUUUCUACCUGUCUGAUCCUGGGAGAACAUCACAGCUGCUUCCUGCCCAGUUAGAAGCUGGACGGGCUAAGAUGGCUGCGUUCUUCGCCAGUUGUGACGAGUUAGCUAAAGUCCUGCUAGAAGCUCUUGCAAUUGGUUUGGGUAUGCCCAAAGACUUUUUAUCCAAAGCCCACACAGGCGAGAGUUGUCGUAUGCGGCUUAUCAACUACCCUCCAAUAUCUCAGCUCUCAUUUCCAGGUUCUGCACCUGCAGUAGACGAGCCUGAUGAUAUCCGAGCAGGGGCCCAUUCGGACUAUGGAUCCCUCACACUGCUUUUCCGCCAACCAUCCGACCAAGGAGGCUUGCAGGUCCUACGUGAUGACUUAUGGAUAGACGUACCUUGCAUCUCAGAUGCUAUAGUUGUCAACAUUGGAGAUGCGCUAGAGUUCUGGACAGCUGGCAGGUUACGGUCUACCGUACAUCGCGUGGCAUUCCCACGAUCAGCAAGUGAGAACGUUGGGAGACUGAGCAUCCCAGUUUUCAUACAACCUGACCGACACGUUAUGUUGGAGCCCAUUGAAGGUCAAGAAAACCCGGCAAAACAUGGGUCGGAUAUUGGCUCCGAAUUCUUGGAAGUGCUGAAGAGAAAGGGGUAUGAAAAUGCAAAGCCAGUUACGAGUUUAGAGCACCUCCAGAGAAGGAUACGAGCUACGUACAGCCAGCCAUGA
Molecule: messenger RNA, 999 nt
Organism: Colletotrichum truncatum
Lineage: Eukaryota; Fungi; Ascomycota; Sordariomycetes; Glomerellales; Glomerellaceae
Product: 2OG-Fe(II) oxygenase family protein
Molecular function (GO): 2-oxoglutarate-dependent dioxygenase activity
Source: RefSeq, a predicted model, not a curated record